AUGAAUGGAGAGUCACUUGAAAUUGGAAAGAUUCGCGUCACUGGAGCCGACAGGACAAACCAUGCGCUUUUGGUUGAGCUAUUUGAUCCCCUUUUUCAGUGCAAAAGUGUUUCCGAAAUAAACGAGGCCAUCUCAAAUAUUGAUGGCCAAAUGCAGGCCUUUGAAAUCACCAAAAAGCCUCUCAGUGUUUCGCUCGAAUUUUCCUCUUCCAACCGUGGACCGAAAGUUCCAGUGAAUCUUGUCGUUGCAGUCGAUGAGAAGAGCCUAACCGCAAAGACAGGAACAGAAUGGAGGCAUAAUGAAAUAACCAUGUGGAUCAAAGGCAGCUUCUCUCACAUUUUCUCGUUUGGGUCUGUAGAAAGAACGCUCUCCGCCCCGGUCAUCACAGAAGAUGCAAUAUCUUCUUUCAAGUCAUCUAUUGGUUACCUAUUUAAAUACGACACCCGCAACGAUCCUCUUCUUCCCUCGUAUGGGAAAUAUUUCCACGCAUCCUCGGAAUGCAGUUUACUUGACCAGCAUAGCGGCCUUACAGUGAAAAACGAACUGUCAUCCCAGUUUCACUUCCCUAUACUAUCUCUUGGUGGCUGCUUUGGAUUGAUCUUUCCCUCACAUGUUCCUCAAAACACGCUUUCGUUUAUUGAUGAUAAAUUUUUUUUAGGUGGACCCACCUCGGUCAGGCUUUUUCCUUUGAGGAGCUUGGGACCGCAAAUCACAAUGCCAGAGCCCCCUGGGAAAAUAUCUACCGGUGGUGAUCUUUCCGCUGCAUUUGGAGUUUCUUUCUCCUUUCCAAUAGUGUCUGAUCUCGAGUCCAUCGUUCGGGGUCACAUUUGGACAAAUUUCGGGCAUUUGUCAAACUACCAUUGGAGAGGAGAAAACCUUUCAGGAAUAAGUUUUGGUUCUGGCAUCAUCUUUAAGAUCUUUAACAUUGCCAGGUUGGAGGCAAACUUUGGCUGGCGCUUCACUGCAGAUAAAAGGGAGAGCCUCUCUUCUUCCUUUGUGGGCCCUUCACUUGGAAUUAGCACCGAAUUUCUGUGA
This is a messenger RNA of Mitosporidium daphniae, 1035 nucleotides long. RefSeq names its product putative sorting and assembly machinery protein. Bases 1 to 1035 code for a protein of 344 amino acids. The transcript is spliced from 3 exons. The record is from RefSeq and is a predicted model, not a curated record. Lineage: Eukaryota; Fungi; Microsporidia. Gene Ontology annotation, cellular component: SAM complex; outer membrane. Gene Ontology annotation, biological process: protein insertion into mitochondrial outer membrane.